Molecule: messenger RNA, 342 nt
Organism: Fraxinus pennsylvanica
Lineage: Eukaryota; Viridiplantae; Streptophyta; Magnoliopsida; Lamiales; Oleaceae
Source: the annotation of a GenBank genome assembly
AUGGCUGCAGGAGAGAAAUCGAAUCCACUCCCGGUGGAUGCUCCAACCGAUACCACCCCUGUCCAACUCAUUGUGAAGGUGGAGGACCGCUUCAGCAGCGGCAGUGACGGAAGUUCAGUGGUCGAUGAUCAGGAAGGUCCACAACUUGUGGACAGUGGGGAUUCCUAUUUUUCGAACAAUUAUUACAUGGGUUGUGUGGCCACAGGGGUAGAGGGUAUUCAAUCUAAGGAGGAGGAUGGCAGUGACGAUGGUGGCCGCUAUUUCUCGAAUUUGUUAGUGGAGCACGAAGGGCAGCAGCAGGAGGAGGAGGUUGAGCAAUUGGGCUGGUGCCUGGUAUAUUAA